Eucalyptus grandis is the source of this 3179-nucleotide messenger RNA. RefSeq names its product auxin response factor 22. Gene Ontology annotation, biological process: response to hormone; regulation of DNA-templated transcription. The record is from RefSeq and is a predicted model, not a curated record. Gene Ontology annotation, molecular function: DNA binding; protein binding. Lineage: Eukaryota; Viridiplantae; Streptophyta; Magnoliopsida; Myrtales; Myrtaceae. Gene Ontology annotation, cellular component: nucleus.
AGGGAAGACGAAAGUGGAUUUACUCGUCCAUGAAGAUCUGAGAGAAGAGAGAGAAGGGAACAAGCAAAAGGCAGGUAAGGAGGGGGGGAGAGAGAGAAGUCGAGUUUUAAUAAAUGGUGGGUGUUGGUUUCUUUUGGAGUUUAGCGAAGUGCCAAAAGGCAUCAAACCAGAUACAGACCAACCCAAAACUCUCUCCCCCCCCCUCUCUCUCUCUCUCUCUCUCUCUGCAUCAGAUGGGUAUUUUGUAUUUCGCUACUGAAGUUAGCAGCAGCAGCUGCUGCGCUCUGAUCGCCCAUUAACUCUCUCUCUCUCUCUCUCUCUCUCUGUCUGAGCCUGUGACUUGUCACGGGCUCAGUGGGCUUGCAGAAAGUUUUCGUUUUUUUAAGUGGAGACGCGAGUUUUACCCUCUGUUUCCAGCCAUAAAGAUACCAUCUUUGGUGCCUUCUGAGGUUCCUCUGUGCCUUGAAUCUGUUCUAUUCCCCCCUGUUUGGUCCCCUCAGAAAAAUGAGCGAUUUUGCGCCCGCCCUCCCUCGUCUUCACACUAGUCGUUCGUUUAUCCCUCUGAAACAGUGAGUGGAGAUCGUCUCUCUUUCUACACAUGCACGUUGGGGACCUUGGGGAUGCUUCUUGUUCGAUCCCUUUGAUGCUUUUGCUGUUGUCCUGAACGAGUCGUGAGGUCGUGAGUUUUUCCUUCGGCAAAUCGAUCUUCAUCCUCGCUCUCCAGCUUGCUGUCAAGACCAAAGCAUAAAGAACGAAAGCGAAAGAGAAAAAAAAAAAAAAAGCAAGAAAUGACGGUGUUGAAGGAGCCAGAGAGGAGCUUGGAUCCGCAGCUCUGGCACGCGUGCGCAGGAGGCAUGGUCCAGAUGCCUCCACUGAACUCCAGGGUCUUCUACUUCCCUCAGGGCCACGCCGAGCACGCUUCCUCCGCCGUCGAUUUCGCCGGCUCCUCCGGCGGCGUCCCUCCCCUCAUCCUCUGCCGCGUGUCCUCCGUCAAGUUCUUGGCCGACCACGAAUCCGACGAGGUCUUCGCCAAGCUCAGGCUCGUCCCCCUGCCCAACACCGACCUCGAUUUCGAGGACGACAGGGCCUUGGAGGCGGCGGCAGCCGGAUCCGACAACCCCGAGAAGCCGGCCUCCUUUGCCAAGACACUGACUCAAUCCGACGCCAACAAUGGCGGCGGCUUCUCGGUGCCGCGCUACUGUGCCGAGACGAUUUUCCCAAGGCUUGACUACUCGGCUGAUCCUCCGGUCCAGACCGUGAUCGCCAAGGAUGUGCAUGGCGAGACUUGGAAGUUCCGGCAUAUCUACAGGGGGACUCCUCGUCGGCACUUGCUGACCACUGGAUGGAGCACUUUCGUGAACCAGAAGAAGCUUGUCGCCGGCGACUCGAUCGUGUUCCUCAGGGCCGAGAACGGAGAUCUCUGCGUCGGGAUUCGGCGGGCCAAGAGAGGAAUCGGCGGGGAAUCUCAGGCUGCGUGGAGUUCCGGCGGGGGCGGGAGUUGUGUUCCGCAGUUCGGUGGGUUCUCGAUGCUGCUGAGGGAGGAAGAGAACAAAUUGAUGCGGAAUGCCGCGAAUGCGGGUUGCGACGGCGGAUUCAGAGGAGGGAAGGGAAGGGUGAGGCAGGAGUCCGUGAUCGAGGCCGCCGCCCUGGCCGCGAGCGGGCAGCCGUUCGAGGUGGUGUACUAUCCGAGGGCGAGCACGCCGGAGUUUUGCGUCAAGGCGUCGUCGGUGAAGGCGGCGAUGAGGAUACAGUGGUGUUCGGGGAUGAGGUUCAAGAUGGCUUUCGAGACCGAGGACUCGUCGCGGAUAAGUUGGUUCAUGGGGACCAUUUCCUCUGUUCAGGUCGCGGAUCCCAUCCGCUGGCCGAAUUCGCCAUGGCGGCUCCUUCAGGUGACUUGGGAUGAACCGGACUUGCUACAAAAUGUGAAGCGUGUCAGCCCGUGGCUGGUCGAAUUGGUAUCGAACAUCCCGGCUAUCCACAUGUCGCCCUUCUCUCCCCCGAGGAAGAAGUUGCGCCUGCCGCAUUACCCGGAUUUUCCGCUCGACGGGAACUUCCUUGUCCCCUCGUUCUCAGGCAAUCUCCACGGGCCCACAGGCCUCUUGUGUUGUCUAUCUGAUAAUGCUCCUGCAGGCAUACAGGGAGCCAGGCAAGCUCAAUUUGGAAUACCCUUAACCGAUCAUCACCUCAACAACAGAUUGCGGUUAGGGUUACUGUCAUCCAAUUUACAUCGUUUCGAUCCACAUUCUAGAAGUUCCAACAGCAUCACGAAAGACAACACGCAGGGGAGUGAAAGUUUGUCAUGCGUGCUUACAAUGGGGAACUGUAGUCAGAGUUCAGAGAAAUCUGGUGACGAGAAGAAGCAUAAGUUCCUGCUGUUCGGACAACCUAUACUCACGGAGCAGCAGAUCUCACGUGGUCGCUCUGGUGGUGAUGUUGUCUCCGAUGUUGUCAGCGGCAAAGGUUCAACAGAUGGAAACACGGGCAAACCAAUCCUCUCUGAUGGUGUGGGGUCCACGCUCAAGCAGGCUGGUGCUGGCUUCCUGUGGCGCCAUGGCUUCGAAACAUCUGAACUCGGACUAGAAACGGGUCACUGCAAGGUCUUUAUGGAGUCAGAGGAUGUGGGAAGGACCCUCGAUCUCUCGAUUCUUGGUUCGUAUGAGGAACUUUACAGGAAGCUUGGUAAUAUGUUUGGAAUAGAGAGAUCGGAGAUGCCUAGCCAUGUUCUCUACCGAGAUGCUGCCGGUACCGUCAAACGGACGGGAGAUGAGCCUUUCAGCGACUUUAUGAGAACGGCGAAGAGACUGACCAUCUUCAUGGAUUCGGCGGGUCGUAGCAUUGGAAGGACAUUGCUCACCGGGAGGAGGAACGCUGAAAAUGGAUUCGACUCAACCACUAAGGCGGGUCCAUUGAGCACUUACGCGUAGACCUUGAGCUCGCGCAGACCCCCUUCCCCUCCAAAAAAAAAAGAAAAAGAACGAAGAACACUUUUGAUUUUUAUUCGCGCUCGCGGUAAUGCAAAGACAGCGAAAACGACUCCUAUUUGUAAUGAUGUGUUAGGAAAGUGUGGUGGAUCUUUGAUGAUGUUGUUUCGUGUUUUCCCUGGUUCUGCAAAAGGUGGUUUGUGUAUGGAUCCUGACUUGGAAAAUAAGACUAGCAGGGCGUGUCGUGUUAUCUCUUCA